Pleuronectes platessa (European plaice) is the source of this 2021-nucleotide messenger RNA. RefSeq names its product hedgehog acyltransferase like, b (gene hhatlb). The coding region runs from base 194 to 1792 and encodes 532 amino acids. NCBI's taxonomy places the organism in Eukaryota, Metazoa, Chordata, Actinopteri, Pleuronectiformes, Pleuronectidae. The transcript has 12 exons. Gene Ontology annotation, cellular component: endoplasmic reticulum. Gene Ontology annotation, molecular function: acyltransferase activity. The record is from RefSeq and is a predicted model, not a curated record. Gene Ontology annotation, biological process: negative regulation of N-terminal protein palmitoylation.
UCAGAGGGACCCGCAGCCUGGCCUGCGCCCUGUGGAUGCACAGCAGCUCUGAAAGUUGACAUUUUGUUACGUGUUUUGUCGAACACGUUGCUUUAACCUUCUGAGACAAAUUGAGAAAGAUUUUGUUCUACAGCGACUUCUUCUGGGCCUACGAUUGUUGCGUUCAAGGACAUCGAAGCUUCUUCCUGUCACUAUGGGGAUCAAAUCCGCUCUACCCAGAUAUGAGAUCUACUUCUACAACACGGUGCUGUGUCUGGCCAUGGUCUGGGCAGCCGGCUGGAUCUUUGAGGUGUCCAGCUCCAACGCAAACAGGAAGUCAUUCAAAACCAGCGUGAAACCAGGAUGGUACUAUUUCGGGAGGAAAAUGGAAACAGCUGAUUUCGAGUGGAUGAUGUGGUUUUCCACGUUCAGAGCGCACAUCCUGUUCGCCCUGUCGGGUCACGUGCUGUUUGCCAAGAUCUGCUCCAUGCUGGCUCCUCAGUACAGGUCCUUGGUGUACAUGGUGUAUGGAGUCCUGGCCGUGUGGACCAGUAUGGGCUGGACCUACUUGACCCUCACCCUGUCCCACUGCAUCCUGCUCUACAGCAUCUCCCUGGUGAAAAUCCGCUGGCUCUGCUUCGUCACUGGUCUCUGUACCCUCGCCACGUUCAAGUGUGAGCCCUUCGUGUCCUGGCAGGCUGGGUUUGUGUACGGUGACUUUGAGCUGCGCCACGUUCUCUUCUAUGGAGGUUGUGGGUUCACCAUCAUGCGCUGUAUGAGCUUUGCCCUGGAGAACUGUGAAAGGAAAGAUGGAAACUACAGCAUCCUGGAGCUGCUCAAGUACAACUUCUACCUCCCCUUCUUCUAUUUCGGGCCCAUCAUGACCUUUGAUAAAUUUCAUAUUCAAGCAAACAAGUCAGCUCUGACCAGGAAGGAGUGGGAAAUGUGGAACAUCCGUCGGCAGGGCCUGAUCCACCUGGGGGUCAUCAUCGGAGUGGACGUCCUCUUCCACUUCAUGUACAUCCUCACCAUCCCCGCCGACAUGAAGCUGCUCAAACACCUCUCCGACUGGGCCCUAGUGGGCCUGGCAUACUUUAACUUGGUGUAUGACUGGGUGAAAGCAGCCGUCAUGUUCGGAGUCAUCAGCACAGUUUCAAGACUGGAUCAUCUGGACCCUCCCAAGCCGCCAAAAUGCAUCACUAUGCUCUAUAUGUUCUCUGAGACCCACUUUGACAGAGGAAUCAAUGACUGGCUGUGCAAGUAUGUGUACGAUCACCUGGGGGGAAAGCACGACAACGUGGUGGAGGAGCUGGUGGCUUCGCUGUGCACCUUCGGCGUCACCGCGCUCUGGCUGGGCCCCUGCUGGGUGGUGCUGCUCUGGGCCUUCUUCAACUGCUUCGGCCUCAACUUUGAGCUGUGGACGGCCAAAUUCUUCUCCAUGGAGCCUUUUGCUUCUUUGGAGAUGUCGAUGACGGAAGCAAUGUCCCGCAGAAUCAGAGCCGUUGCCAAUACUUUUAACUUCUGGUGCAUCGUCCUGUUCAACAUCCUGGCACUGAACAGUUUGGACUUCGCCAAAUUAGUCGCCAAACGUCUGCUUCUCAAAGGUUUCCCCAUAACCACCAUCAUUGUCAUGUUCAUGACCUACUGCCUGAUUCAGGUGAUAAAGGAGAGAGAAAGAAAGCAGGCCCUCAUCGAUGAUCCUGAUCCUCUUCCUCCGGCCCCAGUUCCCACCACCACCACCUUGACCAGUGCUGCAGCCACACCUGCCGCUGCUCAGCCCGUUGCUGAUCCCAGCAAGGAAAAAGCAGAGUAGAUAUCUGAUGUUCGUCAGAUAAUGAAGGAUGAAGCAGCCAAAAGUAUUAUUAAAGUUUAGUAAUGUCAAACAACUUUAACUGUAAAUAUGUUUGCCAUCAUUUUCGCUGUAUUUAUAACUCAAAUUGAUCAAAAUGAAUAUCGAUGAAAGACAAUCACAUUUGAUAUCUUGUCAUAUUAAACUGGUCCACGACACCUUAGGGAAGUUAAAAUUUAAUGAGAUCUGAAAA